GCCGCGUUGCAGCGGAACUGCUGAGAUUGGAGCGGAGGGUGUGAGCCCAGACGCCACGGGAGCCCGGCCCCCGGCUGCUUCCCUCUCUCCGCCGCUCCAGGUGCGACAGCGCCGCCUUCCCCUGCACCUGACCCAGCGGCGCGUCACUUAGGCCAGGGACAAAGGGAGGAGCGGCGGGGCCCGCUACAUCCCCGGGCCAGACACGUAAGCCCCCUGCGGAUUGUCGGACAGUCCUGGGGAGGGGACCUCGAGAAAGGCGGCUGCGUCAGCCGGCCAGACGCUGCGGGAGCCCCCCCUCCUCCAUUCCCGAGCCCUCAGAUCCUCCAUAUUCACCUGAACCUGAACUCCAGGCCCUGUGGCACUGUUCCAGGGUGGGAUUUGCAUAGGGUGCUGCAGCCCGCGUCAGCCUCGGGCUCCCUCCUGCCCCGUGAUCAGCGCCAGCGGGCAGAGCACCAUGGCUAUGAGCCUUUUGCAGGACUGGUGCAGGGGGCUGGACGUGGACGUGCACAAGGCUCUGCUGGUCACCGACAUCCCCGAGGGCCUGGAGCAGGCAGCCAUCGAAGCCGUCUUGCAGCCCUCUUUCCUGCCCCUGGGCACGUUCAGGCUGCGGAACACGAGAGCCAUGAGGGACGAGAAAGCCAAGGCCGCCCUGGUUGAGUUCAUGGAGGACAUUAAUCACUCUUCCAUCCCUAGGGAGAUCCCAGGCAAGGAUGGCGUCUGGAGGGUUCUGUGUAAGGACCGCGCGGAGGACACAAGAGUCCUGAGGCAGAUGAAACGCUUGCUGCUGGAUGAAAGGCCCAGGCAGGCUGAGGUGGCCAGGGUCCCCGGGGACACACCCACCCCUCCCACCUCGGAGACUGAGGCCCAGGGGUCGGAGUCAGCGGCCAGGGAGACUGGCCCUCCUCAUGGUGCAGCCAGCAAGGCUAGGAGGGGCCGUCGGGCUCGCAGAAGCAGAGCCAGAGGCAACAGGUUUACCCAGAAGGGCAAGAAGAGAGGCCGAGGAGGGCGGCCGUGCACCUCAGCCAGGCGCGAAUCCGACGACUCUUCAGACGACAGCCUGGGCAUCGUCAUAGAGGAGAUCGGUGAGGAAGACCUGAGCGGGGACGACGACCAGCGAGCACUGUACGCCACACUCCAAGCCGCCGCCAAGGAGCUCGUGAAGAAGUGGUCCCUCCAGGGCGACACAGAUGAGGAAGACAGUCCCCGCGAGUUCUUGGCCCUGGUGACGGUGACGGACAAAGCCAAGAAGGAGGAGAUGGACAAAGAACCCUCUGGGGCUGAGCCGAUCAGCCUGAACAUCAAAGACGGGAGCGGGGUCCCCGACUUAGUGGCCCUACUUGCUGUGAGAGACACGUCGGACGAGGAGCCGAUGGACAGCGACGCUUCCGAAAGCGAGUCGCCGGAAAACGGGGACCAAGAACCAGAGGGGGUGGGCAAUCCCGAGUUUGUGGCCAUUGUGGCCUAUACAGACCCCUCGGAUCCCUCUGCCCGGGAGGAGAUGUUGAAAAUCGCUUCUGUGAUCGAGUCGCUGGGCUGGAGCGAUAAGAAAGACAAAAAAGAUGUACUUCCCGAGGUCUUGUCCGUCAUGUCCAAGGACACUUCCGGACCCCGCGUGAAGGUGGAGGAGGCAGGCCGCCAAGUGGACGCCAUGGUCCUGAGGAAGGCCAAGGACGACGGGAACCUUCUGGAGUGCAUGUCUACCUUGGCCGAGACGGAGACACCCUCCAAGGGGAGGAAGGCUGCGCGUGGCCUCCUCGGGGGCUGGGGUGAUGAAGAGGAAGACGAGGUGGGCCUCCUGGAGCUAGUGGCCCUCCUGGCUGCCCAGGACACGGCUGAGGUGAUGCAGGACGAACAGGAAGAGGCCUGGGAAGGUGGGAAGUUCAAGUACGCCAAGGGCAGCCUGCGGGAGGUCCUGGCGCUCCUGGCUGCGCGUGAGAACCGGGAGUCGGAGGAGGAGUCAGAAGAGGGGGCUUCGGACGGAGGCUCAGAAGAGGCGUCCGAGGACACGGAGAGCGAGGAGUCAGAGCCUGAGGACCGGGCGUCCCGGAAGCCCCGAGCCAAGCGCGCCCGCACGGCCUCCAAGGUCCUGGGUCAGGCCGGCGCCCCCUCCGGGUCCCGCAAAACCCGACCGGGAGGCCGAGGCCGCGGCGGGAGAGGCAUCACUCCGGAAAAGAAAGCCAAGGACGAGGCGGCGGGUGACAAGAAGAAGAAAGGGCGUGCAGGCGUCGGGGCCCGAGCCAAAGCCGGCGAGGCCAGGGGGCAGCCGCCCACGGGUUCCAAGUCAGCCCGCGGGAAGAAGGCUCGUCGCGGCCGGAGGCUGCCCCCCAAGUGCCGCUAAUGGCUUCCAUAGACAGCGAGGCCGAGGCCGGCGAUGUGGCUUCUCCGCGCUCCCUCCUCCCUCCCUGCAGCAGAGGCCGGUCUCCCGCUUAACCGUGUGCUCUGUUGUGCGCAAGGCGCGCACCGCGGGUCUCACCUUUACCUUUCAAUCCUUCCUUUGCAGGUGACACGAGCGAUCCUGAUAGAAGGAGAGAGAAACGGGCACCCGGAGGCAGCAGCCCCAGGCGAUGGGGCCGUGUCUUAGGAGCACCAGGCGGCCUUGGCUUUGGGUGGCUCCCGGCUGGCACGGGUGUGAGUGUGUCGGUGGACACGGGCACCUGGGGAGGCCCGCUAUGCCAGUGAGUUCGUUAUGGCUUUCCGUGGGGCCCCGAUGUCCAGACACAUGCUUCUGGCUAGUGUCUGUAGGCCACUGUCCUCCCACCCCAAACUGAUGGGGCGUGAGGUCUGUGAUGAAGGCUUGGCCACCAGCUGGGCAGUGGGUGUCAGGGUGAAGCUGAGCUCCCUGCCUGGGGGAGGAGAUGAUUCCAGAAAGAGAAGUCUGAGAGGCAGAGGGGGCUGCUCCUGGGGAAGGGAGCCGAGGUAGGGGAGGGGAGAGGAGAGUGUGGUCUCUUUACCAGGAGCUGGAGAGGAGGAGGAAGAAAGGGAAAGAGGAACCAGACUUGCCCGCCUCAGGUGUAGCUGAUGCAAAUGAACCAGCUGCUCAAGGCCAAAUCUACCUUCUGGUGUACACAGGCUGAAUCUGUCACUCAGACUGCAGUGUUUUCCAAAAAUCCAGAUUAUUUGCCAACAUUUUCAGUUCAGGACAAUUCACAUCCAGAUUGGCUCCUUUCUGUAGUGCGGGGCAGCGCCCCUCCCACAGGCCUGAGGCUCCCCUCUGUUGUCCCACCAGCUGCGGUCCCCUCCUGUAGGCUGACCAGCCCCUCAGUGCUGUCUUUGCAGCCCCUGACAAGAUAAUAGGGUCUCCCGGUUCACUAUCUCAGUGAAUUAAAGGGCAGAGGGGACCCUGAGGGGGCACCUGAGGUGUGGGAGCUGGUCCAGCCAGUGUGGGAGCUGACCAGGGUCCUGUAUUUAGAGAGGAGGAAAUGUCCCCGGGAGGGAGCAGCAGUCCAGCCCUGGAGUCGCUGCCCCUCCACCCCCCCCCACACACCAGUACCCUGGCCUGGCACCGUCCAGGUCAGCACCUGCUGUCCCAAGUGCUGAUGCUCCCGUGUCAUGUCAGUGUCCAUGUGGUGACGUGUGCAUCGGCCCUCUCUGCCCAUCUCAAUGUUUUCCCUCAAUAGCAACCUCCACUGCACGCCCCUCCAAGUCUUCUUACCCUGGGGCUGUGUGUAUG
Messenger RNA from Rhinolophus ferrumequinum (greater horseshoe bat), 3670 nucleotides. RefSeq names its product PNMA family member 8B (gene PNMA8B). NCBI's taxonomy places the organism in Eukaryota, Metazoa, Chordata, Mammalia, Chiroptera, Rhinolophidae. The transcript has a single exon. The coding region runs from base 455 to 2338 and encodes 627 amino acids. The record is from RefSeq and is a predicted model, not a curated record.